Messenger RNA from Anoplopoma fimbria (sablefish), 2668 nucleotides. RefSeq names its product mitochondrial E3 ubiquitin protein ligase 1b (gene mul1). The transcript has 5 exons. Gene Ontology annotation, cellular component: mitochondrion. Gene Ontology annotation, molecular function: ubiquitin-protein transferase activity. Gene Ontology annotation, biological process: protein ubiquitination; organelle organization. The coding region runs from base 129 to 1187 and encodes 352 amino acids. The record is from RefSeq and is a predicted model, not a curated record. NCBI's taxonomy places the organism in Eukaryota, Metazoa, Chordata, Actinopteri, Perciformes, Anoplopomatidae.
UGCUGGCAGGGAGGAGCAUUACACCUCAGGAGCUUUUAUUUUGAAGUGUGGCGCCCCGCAGUUGUUGUUAAACCUCUGUUGACAGUGGGACGAGUGUGAAUACGGCAUCGAAUGCUGCAAAUCACAGGAUGGACUCCAGUGGGAAACCCUCGACUGUACAGAUCGUGGUUCUAGCCACCAGCUCAGCCCUGACUGCACUCUUCUAUUCUAUUUACAAGAACCGAGCUACAACAGUUGCCAGAUUGAAGGAAGCCAAGAGAGUCUCCAUUGACCAGGAUUUGAAGAACAUCCUGUCUGAAACUCCUGGAAGAUGUGUCCCAUAUGCUGUCAUAGAAGGUGUAGUGAGAUCUGUGAAGGAAACUUUGAACAGCCAGUUUGUUGAUAACUGCAAAGGGGUGAUUGAAAGACUGACCUUGAAGGAGGAAAAGAUGGUGUGGAAUCGCACCACUCAUCUCUGGAACAACACAGAGAAAGUGAUCCACCAGCGCACCAACACCGUUCCAUUUGAUCUCGGGUCUCAUGAUGACGGUAUCGCUGCCACAAUUCGGGUUAUAAGACCACUAGACGCUGCAGAGUUGAACCUGGAGACCACAUACGAGAACUUCCACCCCACAGUCCAGUCCUUGUCCAACGUUAUUGGCCACUUCAUCAGUGGGGAACGACCCAAAGGCAUCCAUGAAACAGAGGAGAUGCUGCGGCUGGGAGAUAGCGUCACUGGUGUUGGAGAGCUGGUCCUGGAUAACAACCUGAUCAAGCUCCAACCUCCCAAACAGGGCUUUCGUUAUUUUCUCACACGCCUGGAUUACGACUCUCUUCUCAGGAAGCAAGGGAACAGCGUCCGACUGUGGAGGAUUCUGACCGUUGUCUUUGGAGUCGCUGCUUGUUCCACCCUCCUCUUCAUCCUGUGGAAGCAAUACGUCCACCACAGAGAGAGCAAGAAGGAGAGGAGCAUGCUUGAGGAGUUCAAGGAGCAUCAGAAGAAACGUAUGCGUGAACUCAACGUAGAGGAAACCAGCGUGUCGCCCACCAGCUGUACUGUCUGCCUGAGCCGGGAACGCUCCUGUGUGUUUCUCGAGUGUGGUCAUGUGUGUGCCUGUGCCCAAUGCUACGGUGUCCUGCCAGAGCCAAAGAAAUGCCCCAUCUGCAGGGCGACGAUAGACAGGGUGGUGCCUCUGUUCAACAGCUAAUGUGGUAAUACAGAAAUGUGUAAUACAUCAGAAGUGUACUUUUCAUUUUACAGUCAUAACACUGAAAAUAUGUUGUUCAAAAGCUGACUGUUCAGGCUUGACAGAGGUAUUAAUGGCACAUUUUUUUGCCCUUUUUUUACUUACUGAUUGAUUUAUGGUAGGUAUCUGUGCUGAAUCAUAUUCCACAUUAAAUGUUCCAAUGUACUUCAAAACCUGUAAAAUAGAGAAAAUGAAAUUCCUAUUUUUAAAUGAGUAUUCUUCAUAGUCAGACAAAUAUUGAUCAAUCUUAUAAGUUAAGAACUUUUACUUGCAUUUUUACACGUGUCAAAAGCAGCAUUUAAGAGCAGAUUCACACUCACAAAGUUAAACCUUUCAGAAUACACUGCAAAGACAUUUAACAGAUAGUAAGCGGUGGUAUAUAUUAAAAAUACAGUACAUAAAGCCUACAUUUUGUAAACGACACAAUUCAAAAUGUUUUUUUUAUUAUGAAACCACAGCUUAGUAUGCUGCUAACAGUCUACAGUUCUUAUCUUGUUGCCCUAUAAGAGUCAUGCUACUGGGUGAAUUAGGUUUAGUCAUUUUUGCUCCUGCUUGAAUGUGGUACUCUAAAUGCUUUGUCUGAGCUACAUUGUCCUGAUGUUGACGUUUAAGUGUUCAUUGAGUGCUCAUUGCCGUUGGCUCAUUGGCCCCGUCUUAUUCUCAGUCUUUACAUUUGAUAUUGGAAGCGCACACACAGGCAAUUCAUUCUAGCUGAACAUUCUUUUAAUGGUGGGAUUUUGCUUUGGUGAGUCAUUGUGUUUCAUUAAAGGUUGUGUUUUGUGCAGUGCAGACAAGCCAGAGAAAAAGUUGUGGUUCACACAAAAAAAUGUAUCUGCAAAACUCUAAGGAGUGAGGUGUGGCGGGUCGAUAAUUGUACAAGCUUCUGUCAGGUUGUUUGGUGUUUUGGAAAGAGGGAACAGGCUGACCCUGUUUUUAUUUAUUUUUUGCUCCAAGAAAGACCCAUCCUGCAUGUGCUCAGGCUCUACAUACAGUCGGCUCAGAGUACACAGAGCAACUGACAGCACGUUAAAGCUGUUAAAGGUAGCAGUACAGGGUCGACCGCUAUAAAGAAAAGAAAACUGCAAUGUAAAACAAAUAAGCAUUGUUACACAAUCAUUUUGUAAAAUAAGGCAAAAGGAGCAAGCAGUUUGAAGAAAAUGUAGAUUUCUGCCAGUAGAGGGGGAUGUCUGCCUGUGAGGAAAAUCAGCGAUUCAGGAUUUGGAGCAUGAAUAAACACAAAAUUGUGAAACCACAGCUUUCCCGAUGCAAGCAGAUGUUUUCAACUCAUUCUUUCUUUUCUUUUUUUGGGUUGUAUUAUUGUUUUGCUUCAUUUUUAAACUGGCUGAACAUUGAAAUAAGAGGAACAGAAUAUAUUUUAAAAGCCAAAUAUCCAAACGCAAAUAUAAGUGCUGGGCCCUGUAUGCCUUUGUGACAGUGGCAAA